GUCAACUGUCUCUGUCUCCCUCACGCCAGUCUCAAAACAACAGCAACAUGUCGGCGACAACGCAAGAGAUCCCUGCCGACCUGUAUUCGUCCUUGGAGAAGCACAAUGCGGCUUUCACCCAGCUGCUCUCGCUCAUUCCCGCCCAGUACUAUAUUGCGCUUGCCCCGGAGGAGGCCGACAGCAAGUGGAUGAUCAACAAGAAGAGAAAGACUGGAGAGGAGCUCAAGGAAAGUAAGAAGAAGUCCAAGCACGCCAAGCUUGACCCUGCCAACAACCGUACCACCGUCGAAAUCCUCGCCCAAGAGGUCUGGGCGGCGCCGCCCCUUGCCGCCCCCGCCCCCGCCUCACCCCCCUUCCCCCUUCCGCCUCUAUCUCCGAACUGA
Messenger RNA from Cryptococcus amylolentus CBS 6039, 383 nucleotides. RefSeq lists its product as hypothetical. The transcript has 3 exons. Bases 48 to 383 code for a protein of 111 amino acids. NCBI's taxonomy places the organism in Eukaryota, Fungi, Basidiomycota, Tremellomycetes, Tremellales, Cryptococcaceae. The record is from RefSeq and is a predicted model, not a curated record.